Indicator indicator is the source of this 3189-nucleotide messenger RNA. It is a transcript of the gene RECK, whose product is annotated as reversion inducing cysteine rich protein with kazal motifs. Gene Ontology annotation, biological process: sprouting angiogenesis; extracellular matrix organization; blood vessel maturation. Gene Ontology annotation, cellular component: plasma membrane. Gene Ontology annotation, molecular function: protein binding; metalloendopeptidase inhibitor activity. NCBI's taxonomy places the organism in Eukaryota, Metazoa, Chordata, Aves, Piciformes, Indicatoridae. The transcript is spliced from 22 exons. Bases 1 to 2928 code for a protein of 975 amino acids. The record is from RefSeq and is a predicted model, not a curated record.
AUGGCUGCGGCAGCCGCUCCGUGGCCCUGGGCCUUGCUCUGCCUGGCAGCUCCGCUGCUCCUCCCGGGGACGGCCGGCCUGUCCUGCUGUUACCACGCAAAGGACAAUCUGAUGUGCCGUGAUGUCUGUGAGCAGAUUCUGUCUUCCAAGAGUGACUCCCGACUGAAGCACUUACUGCAGCGAGCACCUGAGUACUGUCCAGAGGCAAUGGGAGAAGUGUGGGGCUGUAUCAAUUCUUCCUUGCCAGGAGUGCUGAAGAAGCCUGAUGGCUGGGUUGGGCUGGGCUGCUGCGAGCUGGCCAUCGCCCUGGAGUGCCGGCAAGCCUGCAAGCAGGCUUCUGCAAAAAAUGAUGUUCUGAAGGUCUGCAGGAAGGAGUAUGAGGAGGUUGGCCAAUAUGGGUUGGAGGAGAACAGGAGAGGACAGAAUGCUGUCUUUAGUUGUAUUAACAGAAAUGAAAUGGGCUCGGUGUGCUGCAGCUACGCAGGGCACCACACCAACUGCCGGGAGUACUGCCAGGCCAUCUUCCGCACCGACUCCUCCCCUGGCCCCUCGCAGAUCAAGGCCGUCGAGAGCUACUGUGCCUCCAUCAGCCCCCAGCUUGUACACUGUGUCAACAACUACACACAGUCCUACCCCAUGAGAAACCCUACAGACAGUCUGUAUUGCUGUGAUAGAGCAGAAGACUAUGCAUGUCAGGCUGCUUGCAAAAGAAUUCUCAUGUCCAUGAAAACAGAGCUUGAAAUCGUGGAUGGGCUGAUAGAAGGCUGCAAAACCAUGCCCCUGCCCCAGGAUCCGCUCUGGCAAUGCUUUCUGGAGAGCUCCCGGUCCGUUCACCCAGGAGUCACUGUGCACCCUCCACCUUCCACAGGCCUUGAUGGGGCUAAGCUCCAUUGCUGUUCCAAAGCCAAUUCCUCCAUGUGUAGAGAGCUCUGCACUAAGCUUUAUAGCACGAGCUGGGGCAAUUCACAGAGCUGGCAAGAGUUUGAUCGCUUCUGUGAGUAUAAUGCAGUUGAAGUUUCCAUGUUGACCUGUUUAGCAGAUGUACGAGAACCUUGUCAGCUGGGCUGUAGAAAUCUUACUUACUGCACUAAUUUUAAUAACAGACCAACAGAACUUUUUAGGAGCUGCAACACACAGUCAGACCAGGGAGCCAUGAAUGAUAUGAAGCUCUGGGAAAAAGGGAGUAUUAAGAUGCCCUUUAUCAAUAUUCCUGUGCUUGACAUUAAGAAAUGCCAACCAGAAAUGUGGAAGGCAAUUGCUUGCUCCCUGCAGAUCAAACCUUGCCACAGCAAAUCUAGAGGAAGCAUUAUCUGCAAAUCAGAUUGUGUGGAAAUACUGAAGAAAUGUGGGGAUCACAAUAAAUUCCCUGAAGGGCACUCAGCUGAAAGCAUUUGUGAGCUCCUGUCUCCAACAGAUGACUUGGAGAGCUGCAUCCCCUUGGAUACAUACCUGAGCCCCAGCUCCUUAGGCAGCAUUGUGGAGGAUGUGACACACCCCUGUAACCCAAACCCCUGUGCAGCCAACCAGCUGUGUGAGGUCAAUAGGAAAGGAUGUCAAGCAGGAGAGCUGUGCCUCCCAUACCUCUGUGUGCCAGGUUGCAAACUGGGAGAGGCCUCAGAUUUUAUUGUCCGCCAGGGUACACUUAUUCAGGUUCCUUCCUCAGCUGGUGAUGUUGGUUGCUACAAGAUUUGUACCUGUGGGCACAGUGGAUUGCUGGAAAACUGCAUGGAAAUGAGGUGUGUUGACCUCCAAAAGUCUUGCAUUGUUGGAGGACAAAGAAAAAGCCACGGCAGCUCCUUCACCAUAGACUGCAACGUCUGCUCCUGCCUGGCCGGGGAGCUGCUCUGCUCCUCACGCCAGUGCCUGACGGAGCACAGCUCCGACGACGACCGCCGCAAGUUCACAGGUCUGCCCUGCAACUGUGUGGAGCAGUUUGUGCCAGUGUGUGGACGGAAUGGCCGCACCUACCCCAGCGCCUGCAUCGCUCGCUGCGUGGGGCUGCAGGACAGCCAGUUCGAGUUUGGGUCCUGUGUCUCAAAGGAUCCCUGCAACCCCAGCCCCUGCAGCAAAACCCAGAGGUGCAUACCAAAGAAGCAAGUCUGCUUGACCAGCUUUGGGAAGUUUGAAUGUAGUCAACAUGAGUGUGUGCCCAGGCAGCUGAGCUGUGAGCAGACUCGGGAGCCUGCCUGCGACACAGACAACGUGGAGCACCCCAACCUCUGCACUCUCUACCAGAAAGGGAAGACUUUAGCCUACCAAGGACCAUGCCAGCCAUUCUGCAGGUCUGUGGAGCCUGUGUGUGGGCACAAUGGAGAGACCUACAGCAGCAUCUGCGCCGCCUACGCCGACCGCGUGGCCGUGGACUACCCUGGGCACUGCCAGGCCGUGGGCAUCCUCUCUGACUUCGGCUUCCACACAGAGUGUGCCUUUGUCAGAUGCCCCCAGCUGCCUGCUGCUGGCUGCAAACCAGUCAUUGCUCCAGGAGCCUGCUGCCCGCUGUGUGCCGGGAUGCUGCGGAUCCUGUACGACAAAGAGAAGCUGGACACCUUUGCCAGGGUCACAAACAAGAAGCCCAUCACAGUGCUGGACAUCCUGGAGAAGAUCCGCCUCCAUGUCUCAGUGCCACAGUGUGAUGUGUUUGGGUACCUGAGCAUAGAGUCUGAGCUUGUGAUCCUCAUCAUCCCCAUGGACCAGAACCCCAAACCUCUGCAGAUUGAAGCCUGCAAUAAGGAGGCAGAGAAGAUCGAGUCACUGAUCAACUCGGACAGCCCAACGCUGGCCUCCCACGUGCCGCUCUCGGCCCUCAUCACAUCCCAGGUGCAGGUCUCCUUCAGCAUCUCCUCUCCUGCUGCUCACCUGGGGCCUGCUCUGCACUCCCUGCUCAUCAGCCUUCUCUUCACUGCCUCAGCUUUAAGGCAUUCCAUGUAGCUGCUUAGGGAAGGUGCACCAGUGCUGCGGUGCUUUACCUUGUGAGGGAGACGCAGAGGUGUUGGUCACUGAACUAGGAACUAAACUUUGCACAAAAAUGGGUGAAGAGCUAAAAGUGUUUGGAACAACAAGCAGGGGUUGUUCUGUGUCCAUUCCUGGGCAUUCAGUCCUGUUUCAGCACAAUCCAGUUCCGCUCCCAUUGAUCCUGGAAAGGGGGAAAUGUUCUGGCAGGUUCUGACUCGCUGGCUUUGUGAUUUCUGG